CUCCUCUCUCGCAGUCUCAAAACCAAACCCUAACCCUACACACCUGCAACCCACAGCAAUGGCCGCCGCCGCUCGUCCUCUCGUCUCCGUCCAGCCACUUGAAUCCGACAUGGCCACCGACGGAGCCACCCUCCCCCUCCCUCACGUCAUGAAAGCCUCCAUCCGUCCCGACAUCGUCAACUUCGUUCACGCGAACAUUUCGAAGAAUGCUCGCCAACCCUACGCCGUCAGCCGUAAAGCCGGACACCAGACCUCAGCCGAGUCAUGGGGAACCGGACGUGCUGUGUCUCGUAUUCCUCGUGUUCCUGGUGGCGGUACUCACCGUGCAGGUCAAGGUGCGUUCGGAAACAUGUGCCGUGGUGGACGCAUGUUCGCACCGACUCGGAUCUGGCGCAGGUGGCACAGAAAAAUCAACGUGAACCAGAAACGAUACGCCGUCGUUUCGGCGAUCGCUGCUUCCGCCGUUCCGUCGCUUGUGAUGGCCCGUGGACACCGGAUCGAGACUGUUCCGGAGCUUCCGUUGGUGGUAAGUGAUACCGUUGAAGGUGUCGAGAAGACGAAGAGUGCGAUCAACGUGUUGAAGCAGAUUGGAGCUUAUUCUGAUGCUGAAAAAGCGAAGGACUCAUCUGGAAUUCGUCCUGGAAAGGGUAAGAUGAGGAACAGAAGGUAUAUUAACCGAAAAGGACCGUUGAUUGUGUACGGAACUGAAGGUGCUAAGUUAGUUAAGGCUUUUAGGAACAUUCCUGGAGUUGAGAUUUGCAAUGUUGAGAGGUUGAAUUUGCUGAAAUUGGCUCCUGGAGGUCAUCUUGGAAGGUUUGUGAUCUGGACGAAAUCGGCGUUUGAGAAGUUGGAUUCGAUUUAUGGAUCGUUUGAGAAUAAGAGUGAGAAGAAGAAGGGGUAUGUGUUGCCCAGGGCUAAGAUGGUGAAUGCCGAUUUGGCUAGGAUUAUCAAUUCGGACGAGGUGCAGUCGGUUGUGAGGCCGAUUAAGAAGGAGGUGAAGAGGGCUCCGAUGAAGAAGAAUCCUUUGAAGAAUUUGAACACUAUGCUGAGGUUGAAUCCGUAUGCUAAGGCUGCUAAGAGGAUGUCUUUGCUUGCUGAGGAGCAGAGGAAGAAGAGCAAGCAGGAGAAGCUUGACAAGAAGAGGCAGCCAAUCUCCAAGGAGGAGGCUGCAAAGAUCAAGACUGCUAGCAAGGCAUGGUACAAGACUAUGAUUUCAGACAGUGACUAUGCCGAAUUCGAUGUCUUCACCAAGUGGCUUGGAGUUUCACAGUGAUUUCUCUACUUUUAAUGUGUUGCUUUUGUCUGUUAGGUUUUCUUAAAACAAUAGAAGUUCAUACCAAGUAUCCUAUGUUUGAUCUUUCUUCAAGACAUAAAUUUCUAUCUGUGUUUUGUUGCUGGUCUUUUCUGGCAUUGAGUUUUGUUAAGAUUGAGCUUUCAGUUAAAAACAUUUGCAUAUUUUUGUGUUA
This is a messenger RNA of Helianthus annuus (common sunflower), 1466 nucleotides long. RefSeq names its product 60S ribosomal protein L4. Gene Ontology annotation, molecular function: structural constituent of ribosome; RNA binding. Gene Ontology annotation, cellular component: ribosome; cytosolic large ribosomal subunit. Lineage: Eukaryota; Viridiplantae; Streptophyta; Magnoliopsida; Asterales; Asteraceae. The transcript is spliced from 2 exons. The record is from RefSeq and is a predicted model, not a curated record. Bases 59 to 1273 code for a protein of 404 amino acids. Gene Ontology annotation, biological process: translation.